ACAUGAUGAGGAAUGAGCUUAACCUUUGUGGGUUCACCAUCAUUUAUGCCUGUCAAGUCCUCCAGGUCACAGCCAUUAAUCAAAUCAAUUAAACUUAAUACAGCAUAUCAGUUGUCCCUCAUUAGUAAAAACCCCUUAAAGAUGAACACUUUGGAUUACCUGCUGACCAUCAACAGAGUCCUGGGUAUAUACCCCAGCGGCAAAAGGGGAAUCCUUCGGUGGAUCCAUUCCUUGUGGUGCCUGUUGUUACUCAUAUACAUCUGGACCAACAGCAUCAGAAGAUGUGUGGAGUUCAAGGGCGAGAUAGCGACAAUUGAGAAGAUACUGUAUUUGCUGGAGUUCCCUGGCAAUAUGUCCGUAAUUGGUUUCCUGGCAUAUUAUGCUAUAGUGAAUAGUUCUUGUCUCCAAGAAGUGGAAUUUGAGAUUAAUCGACAGAUCAAUAGACUAGAUGCCAAGGCAGUUAAACUUAUAUACAAGAGACAGGAUCAAAGGACUCUUCAGUUGAUCGUAACCUCUAUCAUUUUCCACGGACUCUGUGCAGUUGUGGACAUUAUCACGUGUAAAUUUGAGUUUUGGACCACCUGGAUCAGUAAUAGUAUAUAUAAUCUUCCCGGCUUGAUAAUGAGUCUGGGAUUGCUCCAGUACGCUCUCCCCUUACACUCUCUGUGGCUCCUUUUGGAUGAGAUUAGGAAGGGAUUGGAAGACAUUAAAUGGCAGCAGAGACCACCAGGGGGAAUAACCAAAUUGGAUGCGAAAUAUGAGUCCGCCUUUGCCGUUUUAGUGGAUGCUGGAGGUGCUUACUCAGUACUGCUGGAGGAGAUGUGCUCCACUUGUAACCACUUGGAUCUGCUUCACAGGAAACUCUUGUCCCGGUUUGGAAUCUUCCUGCUCUUGAAUUUGGCCAACUCUUUGGCUAGUUUAUGUGUGGAGGUCUAUCUGGUUUUCAAUUUCUUUGAGAAUCCCCAGCUGGACGAGAGUAUGCUGCUCAUCUAUCGCUUGCUCUGGUUACUCAUGCAUGGAGGACGCAUUUGGUUCAUUAUGGCAAUUAACGAAAAGAUCUUGGAGAAGAAAUGCCAGCUUUUUCGUUUAAUCAACGAACUGGAGGUGUGUAGUUCUCACCUAGAACGUACUAUUAAUCGAUUUCUCCUGCAACUCCAGAAUAGUUUGGCUCAACCUCUGCAGGCUUGUGGAAUAGUGCCAUUGGAUACGCUGGCCUUGGGUGGGUUUUUUGGUGUGCUGAUGGCCAUUGUCAUUUUCCUCAUACAAAUCGGACUGGGCAAUAAAUCGCUAAUGGGUGUGGCUCUCAACAAAUCUAAUUGGCUUUAUAUAUAA
Drosophila serrata is the source of this 1332-nucleotide messenger RNA. RefSeq names its product Gustatory receptor 59e (gene Gr59e). The record is from RefSeq and is a predicted model, not a curated record. Gene Ontology annotation, cellular component: membrane. Lineage: Eukaryota; Metazoa; Arthropoda; Insecta; Diptera; Drosophilidae. Gene Ontology annotation, biological process: sensory perception of taste.